Octodon degus (degu) is the source of this 2820-nucleotide messenger RNA. RefSeq names its product WD repeat containing planar cell polarity effector (gene Wdpcp). Gene Ontology annotation, molecular function: protein binding. The record is from RefSeq and is a predicted model, not a curated record. Gene Ontology annotation, cellular component: axonemal basal plate. Bases 1 to 1992 code for a protein of 663 amino acids. Lineage: Eukaryota; Metazoa; Chordata; Mammalia; Rodentia; Octodontidae. Gene Ontology annotation, biological process: cilium organization; establishment of protein localization; nervous system development. The transcript has 14 exons.
AUGGUUUGGUCUCUAAAGAAAACGUCUGCCUGCUGGCACUUGGCAAUUGGCGGAAAGCAAGGGAACUGUGGCGGCGACGGGGACGGAGUGCGCACGUGUUCUCAAAUCAUCCUUCCUCGCGCGGAGCCUCUCCCCGGGCAGUGUCAGUACGGUGACGAGGAGAGGGUCUGCGGGCAAUCCCUCCUAGGCGACCUGGGGCAGGGCGUCUUCUCCAUUCCAGCAACAGAUAGAGACAUCGGCAUCUACCAGUAUUAUGACAAGAAAUAUCCACCAGAACAUGGUAACUUAGAGGAAAAGCAGAAGUUUGCAGAAUCACGAGAUUAUCCUUGGACGCUCAAAAAUAGACGCCCAGAAAAACUUCGAGACUCACUCAGAGAGUUGGAGGAACUGAUGCAAAACAAUCAAUGUGUGCUGAGCAAAUGGAAGAACAAAUAUGUCUGUCAGCUUCUCUUUGGUUCAGGUGUGCUGGUGUCUCUAAGCCUUUCUGGGCCACAGCUGGAGAAAGUGGUGAUUGACAGAAGCCUGGUGGGGAAGCUCAUCUCAGACACCAUCAGUGAUGCCCUUCUUACAGACGGUUUCAUUCUCUUAUCAUUUUUGGCACAAAGUAAACUAUGUUUUAUUCAGUUUACUAAGAAGAUGGAUUCUCUUGAUGUAAACAAAAGACUGGAAAAACUCUCAGCCUUGGAUUAUAAGAUUUCAUGUUAUGACAUACCUGGCCCAGUAAAUAGGACAACGGAACGUCAUCUGGCUAUCAAUUGCACUCAGGAUAUAGUUAUUUGUUGGUGGCCGCUGGUCAGUGAUGAUGCUUGGCCUUGGGCCCCAAUUUCUUCUGAGAAGGACAGAUCCAAUCUGCUGCUGCUGAGUUGUGCUCAAGGAAAACUAGAGGUUCUGAGUUCUAUUCGUACAGAAUGGGAUCCACUGGAUGUUUGCUUCAGUACCAAACAGCCUUAUCAGGUGUUCACAGUGGAACACUUCAUCAGUGUAGACAAAGAGCCCAUGGCUGACAGUUGCAUCUAUGAAUGUGUUCAGAACAAAAUCCACUGUGUAUCAGUCACCAGAAUACCACUAAGAUCGAAAGCCAUCAGCUGCUGCAGAAAUGUUGCUGAAGACAAACUGAUUCUAGGCUGUGAAGAUUCUUCAGUAGUUCUUUAUGAAGCUCACCGUAGAGUGACUCUCUUCGCCCAAGCUGAACUCUUGCCUUCAUUAAUAAGCUGCCACCCAAGUGAUGCUAUUCUGCUAGUUGGCAGCAACCAGGGGGAACUGCAAAUUUUUGAUAUGGCUUUGUCCCCUAUUAAUAUCCAGCUCUUGGCUGAAAACUGCUUACCCAAAGAGACUCUGCAAUUCAGUAAAUUCUUUGAUGUUUCCAGCAGUCUUGUUCAAAUGCAGUGGAUAACUCCUCCAGUUGUUUCUCAGAAGCCUGCAAGUGAAGAUAUAUAUGAUCGCUUCUUCCUCAGGUUUGACAGAGGCCCUCUAGGUGUGCUUUUGUUUAAACUUGGUAUCUUCACUCAAGGACAGCUGGGCCCAGUAGACAUGAUCUUCCAAUACAUUCACUAUGGUGAGAUCUAUGAGGCAAUAAAUAUCCUGAGCAGCAUGAACUGGGACACUCUGGGCCAGCAGUGCUUUAUCAGCAUGACUGCCAUUGUGAACCAUCUUCUUAGACAGAGACUCACUCCAGAGAGAGAAGCACAGCUUGAGGCAAGCCUUGGAACCUUCUAUGCUCCAUCAAGACCACUCCUGGAUGCAACUAUCUUGGAAUAUAGAGACAAAAUCAGCAAAUACGCAAGGAGAUUCUUCCACCACUUGCUCAGGUACCAGAGAUUUGAAAAGGCAUUUCUCUUAGCUGUUGACAUUGAUGCUCGAGAUCUGUUUAUGGAUAUCCAUUACCUUGCCCUAGAUAAGGGUGAAUUGGCACUAGCUGAAGUGGCAAGGAAAAAAGCGAGUGACAUUGAUGAAGAAUCAAUAACCUCUGGAGUUGGUAAUGCUUCUUUUUAAGGGCUUUUUGUUUUAAUCAAUACUUAUUAUCAUUUCUAUUUGUACCCAUGGUUGGUUAAUUUGAAUUACAUUCCUUGUAAAGAAAGUACCCUAUAAAAAACAUUAUUAAAUUUGAAAGUAGCAUAAUAUUGGUAAAUAAUGUAUAACUAUAUGUGAAAAUUAAUAAUCAGUGAUUGCUAUAGUCACUAUUAGCAAAAAGUAAAAAGAUACUGCUUUUUUGAUAAGUUUUUAGGGAAAAUAGUUUAUCAUCAGUGCUAUUAUUAACCAACAGAGGAACUUAUAUAACCAUUUAUUUGUAUACAGAUGUUAUAUAUUAAAAGAAUUUUCUCCUGUAUAAAAGUAUUUCACAUGUGAUUUCAAGUUUGAUAGCUGGUUUUUUGUUUGUUUAGAAACUGUUUUUAGUUUAGUAUUUAUAAAAAGCAUCAGAGGCCAAGUUUGAGUCUAAAGAUCCAUUUAAACUUUAUAAUAUGGAAAAAUAAAAGAUUUAAAACUACAAUAUAAGCAUUAGUUUCCUUUUCCUUUUUGGUACUGAAGAUUAAAUCAAGGGGCACUCUAGCACUGAAUUACAUCACUAACCCUUUCUGGUUUUUGAGAUGGGGUCUCAUUAAAUUGCCUGGGCUAGCUUGAAUUUCCAGUCCUUCUGCCUCAGCCUCCCAGGUAGCUAGGGUUAUAAGUGUGCACCACCACAGUCCAGCAGGACUUUUUUUUUUCUGAACUCAAUUUAUCUGAUGUCACUAAAUCUGGCAGUAUUGAACAUAACAGUGCCUUUUCUUUCUGGCAUCUCUCACUCCUAGAUUAUAUAGAGGACCUUCAAGAUUGUAAUAUAAU